Molecule: messenger RNA, 3962 nt
Organism: Cephus cinctus (wheat stem sawfly)
Lineage: Eukaryota; Metazoa; Arthropoda; Insecta; Hymenoptera; Cephidae
Product: follistatin-A
Exons: 6
Coding region: 1472-2743 (423 amino acids)
Biological process (GO): anatomical structure development
Molecular function (GO): extracellular matrix binding; collagen binding; protein binding
Source: RefSeq, a predicted model, not a curated record
AGAAUAAAAAAGAUAAAUAAAGUUAAAACAGACAGAGAAGAGUGUUUUCUCGUGGGUCCGUGUAAUCAUUGUGUCUGUGUAUCACACGGGGCGCGCGCGUUGUAUCGUGUGAGUGCGUGCGUGCGUUCGAAACCGUGCGUGUGCGUAAAUGGCCAAAGUAUAGAUAUUUACGGAGAGAAGCGCGCUCACGAAGGAUAGUAAGAAGAAAAAAAAAGAGAAGAGCCGUCGGAACCGUAACGAGAAAAAAGAAAUCCGUAGGGACGCCGAAAAUUGGGCGAAAAAAUAUCGGCAAGGAAAAGCAAAACAAGCGUAAUAGUUUACGCGAGAUUAGGAGUCGUCGGAGUGCGUGGACAGUUUUUCAAAAAUUGUAAUUUUUCAUAAAACUUAACGUGAAAAGUGUCGCUUGUCGGAUAAUUUUAGAGAAAAUCUCUCUCUCUAUAUAUAUAUAUAUAUAUAUAUAUAUAAAACUUGUAAUCGUCACUCUCAACGUGAACGAACAGUAAACGUGAAAUUAACAUAAAAUUAACAAGUCCAAUUAAAGAUGGAGUUUCAAAGACGUAAAUAAAAAAAAUCGAUAUACCGGGUCGGCUGUGAAAUAAAAGUAAAAAGUACAUUCGGCUGUUGAGCCGUGUAACGUUUCUUGAGUAAAUUCGAAUUUAUCUCCAAAGAAAUUAGUGUCCCGUAAAAACUUUUUAAAUAAUCCCGCGUCACGCGAACUCAAGCUAUCGCGGAGUUUCGCCGAGUUUAAAAAUACACGCUGUCUCGCGCAGUCGGUCGUCUUGCGUCGAAGGGAAGCGGAACGCAUCGAGAAGAAGAGCGAGAGAGCAGGAGAGGGUAGACGGUCGAAUCUAAAAAAGAAAGAAAAAAAAAAAAGAAAAAAAUAGAAAGGGAAAGAGCAUUGAGAAAAUGCCGUACAUACCGCGUGCAGUGAGUGCCGCCGAUUAUCGUGACAUGUGUCCCUAUUUAUUUAAUUGGGGUGACUGUGUUCUCCAGUGAGUCUCAGCAGGACAAACGAGGACCGACGAGGAGAAGCAAGUAAGGAGGGUGCACCAGAGGGAAGAAUCCUAGGCCGUCGGCAUAGCGAAGAACUGAAAAUUCAUUAGAAAGAAAAACAAGUUAAAGCUUCGUGAAUAAGUGAAGGACACAAACUCAAAUAGAAUUUGACCUCGUGACCCAGAACCAUAUAAAAUCUUGUGAUAGAGGAACAGAGAAGUGUGUGAGAAAAAGAGAGAACCGGAAGUUAAAGCAGGAAGUACAAGAGACUUGGGGCUAAGCAAGAGAAUUUUUUAAGUCACGUGGGAUCUAUAGAGUUUAUGAGAAAAUUUGUACUUUUUGUUUUGGACGUCUUUAAAAGUCAAACCGGAAGUCUUACUAGAAUUCAAUUGAUUCCUGAUAUUAAAUUGACUUGUCCCUGAAUCAUCAUUGGACGGAAACAAUAGCUGCUUCGUACACCAAUUAAAUAGGUGGGCAGAUGAGAUGUGAAGCACGAGGACGCGUCGUGGCGGUGAUUCGUUUGGCGUCGCCGCUUCCGUUCUCCGGACCGGAAAAUCCUGGAUACUCCUGGCGCGGGGCGCCUGCUGACGCGCUGAUGACGGGCGGGCGACGGGGUACUGGGACACCCCGCUAUUAUAACGCUCUCCUGUUGGUCAAUCUCGUUCUGCUUCUGCUGCAAGUGGAAAUCGCAACAGGUGGUAUAUGCUGGUCCUCCAUAAGUAACGGUCGCUGCAAGGAAUUGUUAUCACAGGCCGUAACGCAGCAAGAGUGUUGUGCGUCGAAUGCAGCCGCCGCGACGGCUUACUCCGAGGACGACCUCGAUAGUGGCGCCCUCUUCUUUUGGAGGGUUCUGGGCGGCGGUGUACCCUGUCGACCUUGCAGAGAAAGCUGCGCAGAGGUACGCUGCGAGGAAGGAAAAAAGUGUGUGGUGCGCAAGGGUAGACCCAGGUGCGUCUGCAGUCCGGAGUGUAAGGCCCCUAGAGGCGGUGGGCCAGUUUGCGGUACCGACGGAAGAAGUUACAGGAGUCUCUGCAGACUGAAGAAGCGGGCUUGUAAGAAGGGCAGUCACGAGUUGGCUGUGGCUUAUAACGGCCACUGUCAAAGUUCGUGCGCACGGGUGCGCUGCGGCCAGGGUCGAAGCUGCCUGCUGGACCAGAAUCUGAGUCCGCACUGCGUGAGGUGCGCGAGGAGGUGCCCUCAGGCGUCUCACCAGGUCGCGGGCGUGCGCCCAGUCUGCGGAGCCGACGGAAACACCUACAAGAGCGCCUGUCACCUGCGUCUCGCCGCCUGCCGCGCCGGUCGCGCCAUUCCCGUCGCCUAUAAAGGCCACUGCAAGGAGAGCGCUGACUGCACGACGAUACGUUGUCGCGAGGGUCAAACUUGUUUGACAGAGAUGGGAUCGGGUCAUCCACGAUGUGUGACCUGCACCUAUCGCUGCCCACGGAAGCGAGAACGGAAUCGAGAACACAACCGGGAUCGGGAUCGUGAUCGUGAUCCAUCGACGUCACUUCUCUGCGCCUCCAACAACAUCACAUAUCCGAGCUGGUGCCAUAUCGUUAAGGACGCCUGCGUCACGGGUUUCGUUCUGGAGACACGACACGCCGGUCCUUGCAACGCUUACGACGCGCCAUUUUAUGUCGAGGAAAACAACAAUUCGACGAGUUACGGAGUCGAUCUUGCCGAUCAAGUCACGAAAAUCAAGGAUAUCGGCCUGACUCGCAAGCUUCGAAUUCGUCGUUCACUCACGUAGCGUAUUUUUCUUUAUUAAGCUUUAUUCUCAACGUGGAACCACGAGCGUGGACGACAACGGCACAAUCGGUAGGAAUCGGUGAGCUUCUCAGAAACCCAUCGAAUGCACAGAAUCAUCAUCUGUUGUGCUCAAUUGUAGCAGCAACUUUAUCGACAGUCCCGGCCGGUAAAGCGCCGAGCGUAACUGCUUUACCGACGGGGAAAUGAUUCGGCAUGCGCACCUUAAAUGAAAUAUGAACCGAAACGUAGCCCUUUAGAUAGACGAGCAAUUCGCAAUAAGUUUAGUAUUUAUUUGACUACGAGCACUGAAUCGAGCGCUGACUAUUCGAAAGAUCGAAGAGUAUCGAUCUGGAUCGUUUGUGCUCUCGAGGAAUCUGAUAUCGGUUGUGACUAAUCUAAAAAAGUGUUUAUUAAAAGGAUCACAAAGAUCGUCCAGCCACAGAGAAUAAAUACGAUCGAUCAAUUCUUGAUCGAUCUUUCGACAUUUCUUUGAGCGCCAAUAGUAUAAUCGUCGUACUUAAUUUAUUUUAGUUUUACGAGUGGCCGCGUGCUACGCUACACGCUAUUGCAUUUGCAAACGUUCUCUCAAAUUGUAUAGAUCUACUUUGUUCUUCGAUAUUCAUAUCUUUGACUCCAUCGCACAACAUAUUCACACACUAUAUAUACAUAUUACUCGAGCAACAAGAGUUUCCAUUCUGAAACUCGUCUUGAUUUAACGAUACUCAAGCUUUUUUAGAUGAUGAUGAUAUUAGUAUUGUCGUGGAUAUGAAGAAAAAACCGUUGUUCGUCACGGGAAUGAAUGUCGACGUUAUCCUACGGGCAGUGAUUGCAAUUUUUGAAUUCUGAUAAAACUAUCGUAAUAAUCGGAUGAAAAUGGAAUAUUUUUUUCCUAAAUAAUGCACUUGUAUUAUUUAUGAAUAUUUCUCGAUGCGAAAUACGUGUUCUUUGCAUCCUCAAUAUUUCAUCCGAUUUUUAAAAUUCCGUUUCCGGCUCGCGAAACUCCCGGAAACAAAUUGGAAUUCUUGUAAUUAUUCUUGCUCCUUAGAUCGUCUAAUUUGUUAUACGUUGUUUUAUUAUUUAUGUACAUAUAGGAGUAUCCGCCAUUUAUUAUCGAGACUGUCACUGAUAAAACGAUCAAUUGGUAAAUGACUUGCCUAUAACUUUUGUGAAACCACAACGUUUUUCGUUUACGUGCAAUAUACAUUUGAAGAUGAACUUGA